Messenger RNA from Seminavis robusta, 633 nucleotides. The record is from the annotation of a GenBank genome assembly. Lineage: Eukaryota; Bacillariophyta; Bacillariophyceae; Naviculales; Naviculaceae.
AUGUCUAACAACAACAGCAAGAUUCAAGCCGACCAGAUCAUCAUCAGCGUGGUUGAUCCCCGUGAUGGAAGCACCCAACUUGUCACGAUCCAAACCUUGAUUCCCGACCAGGGUCCAAUGCAAUUUGAAGUUGUUCCCAUCAGCAUGGUGCCUUCCAGCCGCAUUGGUAACAGUCUCCCUCACCUCCCUCGCAUUCCUCGAAUUCCUGACGCCAUUGACUCUCCCACUCCUGGUGCUGGGCCAGUCAUCAACUUGGUUGAUACCAGCAAUGAUAAUGAUGAUGAGUCGUCCACCACCGAACUUGCAGAGAUCAAAUCGGAGGAAGAGCCUUCGGAUGACGAUGAAGAAGAGCCUUCGGACGACGAUGCAGAGGAAGAGCCUUCGGAUGACGAAGAAAAACCUUCGGAUGACGAAGAAGAGGCUUUUGCUCAGGCAUAUGCUGGCUUGGACCUUUCCCAAAUUGAUGAAGAUGCUUCCACGGAGGGUGCCACCAACAUCAACAACCAUGCUGUUGCCCGUCCUGUUGCCCGUCCCGUUCCUCGUCGCACUCGUCGCAACCCUCGUCGCACUGUUCGCCCUAUUGACGAAGAAGAGGAUUUUGAUCAUUUUCCGAUGUCUCAAGAUUUCUUUUGA